Opisthocomus hoazin is the source of this 1906-nucleotide messenger RNA. The record is from RefSeq and is a predicted model, not a curated record. Lineage: Eukaryota; Metazoa; Chordata; Aves; Opisthocomiformes; Opisthocomidae.
AUGCGCUUGUCGCUGACGGCUCUGAGCAGUCCUUUGACUGAACGAGAAGCUCCGGGUGGCAGCAAGGAGCGCUUCCACUGGCAGAGCCACAAUGUCAAGCAGAGCUGUUUGGACGACAUGGUCCUGCUCUCCAAGAUCUCCGAGGAGGCCAUCGUGGAGAACCUCAAGAAGCGUUUCAUGGACGAUUACAUCUUUACCUACAUCGGGCCGGUGCUCAUCUCCGUCAACCCCUUCAAGCAGAUGCCGUACUUCACCGACCUGGAGAUCGAGCUGUACCAGGGAGCGGCUCAGUAUGAAAAUCCCCCCCAUAUCUACGCCCUGAGCGACAACAUGUACCGCAACAUGCUGAUCGACGGGGAGAACCAGUGCGUCAUCAUCAGCGACAACAUGUACCGCAACAUGCUGAUCGACGGGGAGAACCAGUGCGUCAUCAUCAGGUGCGGGGGCAAGUACUUCGAGAUCCAGUUCAGCCGGGGCGGCGAACCCGACGGGGGAAAGAUCUCCAACUUUCUGCUGGAGAAGUCGCGGGUGGUGAGCCAGAACGAGUGCGAGAGGAAUUUCCACAUCUACUACCAGCUCAUCGAAGGGGCGUCCCAAGAGCAGCGGCAGAACCUGGGGAUCAUGAGCCCGGAUUAUUACUACUACCUGAACCAGUCGGACACGUACCGGGUGGAGGGCACGGACGACCGCAGCGACUUCCAUGAGACCAUGAACGCCAUGCAGGUCAUCGGCAUCCGCGGCGAGGACCAGCAGCUGCUGGUGCUGCAGAUCGUGGCGGGGAUCCUGCACCUGGGAAACAUCAGCUUUCGGGAGGAAGGCAACUACGCUUGGGUGGAGAAUUCCGACUCCCUGGCCUUCCCUGCCUACCUGCUGGGGCUGACCCUGAAGUCAGAGCAGGAGGAAUACGUGCAGGAGGGGAUCAAGUGGACGCAGAUCCAGUACUUCAACAACAAGGUGGUGUGCGACCUGAUAGAGAACAAGCUGGUGAGUGGGGUCCCCUCCUCCGGCGGAGGGUCUCUCGCGGAGCCAAGUGGUUUCAUCCGGAUGCUUUUCCCAGAAAAGCUGGAUUCUGACAAAAAGGGACGACCGACCACUGCGGGCUCCAAAAUCAAGAAACAGGCUAACGACCUGGUGAACACGCUAAUGAAGUGCACGCCACACUACAUCCGCUGCAUCAAACCCAACGAGACCAAGAAACCCCGGGACUGGGAGGAGAGCAGCACCCCAUGUCCCUCCCAGCUCUUCCUCCUCGAAGAGAUGCGGGAGCGGAAAUUCGACGGCUUCGCUCGGGUGAUCCAGAAGGCCUGGCGCCGGCACGUCGCCAUCCGGAAGUACGAGCAGAUGCGAGAGGAGGGUAAGGCCAGGCAAGGACAGGGACACCGGCACCAGGGCGGUGUCCUUUGCUGGGGACAGCCCAGCUGCCAGAGUGGCAGGAGAGCGGCAGCCUGGCCCCUAAUUGUGGCGCUGACGAGGAGCGGGGUGAGGAGGGACCAGAUCCCCAUCAAGCGGGACUUCAUCCUCACCCCGAAGUAUUUCUACCUGAUCGGGCGGGAGAAGGUGAAGAAAGGUCCCGAGAAGGGGCAGAUCAAGGAGGUGCUCAAGAAGAAGGUGGAGCUCCAGGCGGUGAGCGGCGUCUCGCUGAGCACCAGGCAGGAUGAUUUCUUCAUCCUCCAUGAGAACGAUGCCGACAAUUUCUUGGAGUCCAUCUUCAAGACGGAGCUGAUCAGCCUGCUGUGCAAGCGCUACGAGGAGCUCACCCGCACCAAGCUGCGCCUCUCCUUCAAGGACACACUACAGUUUCGGGUGAAGAAGGAGGGCUGGGGCGGUGGCGGCACCCGCAACGUCACCUUCGUCAGAGGACAGGGCGACGUGGCCGCCCUCAAAGCCGGAGGCAAAACCCUUACGG